AUGAAGCUCGAAGAACAUGUAAAGCAUCAAUUACGACAAGAAAGAAGAGCAUGGGAAGUCAAGCAGCUCUCAUCGAGUCAUUCAAAGUCUCUUUGUCUUUCAUUUUGGAGUAUUGGGAAGCUAUUACGUUUCUUACAAGUAAAUAAGACAAAUGAAUCACUUGCAUCCUAUGGUAUCAAUUGUCAUUCAAUUGAUAAUAAAAAUCAACAUCAUCAGACAUUUUCAUCUGAUUCUAUCUGGCUUUUGGGUUAUCUACAUCUUGGAACGAAUGUCGAAUGUUUGGAGAAUUUCGAAUUAUGUGAUCAAAAUGUUAAACUCUUGACUUUCUUUGUUAAUCCUGAUGUUAAAGUGAUGAAUCAAUUGGUGCUUAUUAAGCAAUGGAUUCUUGUACGCAUGGUUUCUCACAAUCUCCAGUCGUUGUUUCUAGAAGUACACGAUGAAAUUGUGACGACACUUUUACCAAUCCAUGAUCCGUACGAAAAUUUAACACUUCAAAAUGUUAUUCAAGUACUUGAAACAAAUUGUUCAAUGAUUGAUGAACCGCUUUACACAAGUUUGGAAACUUGGACUAGACUUGCUACUUUAUAUCAAGAUGAUCAAAAGAAAAAGAUCAAAACGAUGGUAGCAGAGAACAAAACAUCAAAACGUAAAUUUUAUUUUGUUUUUGGGCGUGUGACGAGUGUAAGUCCAAUCUCACGUCAAGAAACUCAUGAAAAUAGUCACUUUUUCAUUGAAAUUGAAAACUAUUCUCAUCACAAUGACAUUUCUACACAAAGUAUUGUAUAUGUGAUGUUUACAGGAAUGAAACAUAUACACUGGAAUCAAUUUCUUCGACCAGGACAAAUUGUAUUUUUAACGAAUUUAAUUAAAGUACGUUCACGUGAGUGUAACAUGUUGUUGCUACAAACAUCAAGUCAAGCGGAUAAACUUCAUUCAGAAUUACCAACAACUUUGGUUUUGAGUUGGAACGAACCAUCGUCGCCACUAAAGAAUAUCGUACAGACUUUAAAUGAUCCUAUGAUCACAUACACCAAAAGUUUUGCUCUGAAAUGUAUCGGAAAGCUUUUAGAUUACGAAGGACAAGUAUCUCGAUUACUUUGGGAUGAAUGUAUUGAAUUAAUUGGACCUGGAAAAACACGAGUGAUCGUAUGUUUAUUUCAUUAUCCAUAUACGAAUGAAAUCAUUCGAUUACGUCAAGGUACAAGUGUACGACUAUUUGCAACUCACGUUCUACUCUGGCCAAGUCCUGUAGGUGGUACAUUAGUGAUAGGAUUAUGUCCUCGAAGCCAAAUGAGAAUUUUAAAGUUUAGCGAUCAAACUGGUGCUUGUAUCAACACAAGAUUUCACUCAAAACGUGAUCAAACACAAACGAAAUGGUCUCUUUUAGGCAAUUUUCAUCGUCAAUCGAUGAUUGUCUCGAUGUGGUUACUAGAGAUGUUGGAAUUGCUAAAUCAAAAGUUUUUCUUUCGAAAUCAACAAAAUUUCGACACCACAUCAACCAAUUUAUCAUUUCAUCAAAUUCGACGACGAAAAGCUGCUUCAAUUCUAGCAAAGAGAUUACAAUUAACAUUAAUAUGUGAUCAAAAUCUAACUAGGAUGACACUUGGUGCACACUUUUUAAAAUGUCACUCUUUACAUGCAGAUAAAUGCACAACAAUCAAAGUAUCUACUCAAGAAAAACAUGUGACAAGUAGUCGAGUUUUAACGAUUCAUGAAGUACAGAAAUUUGGGGCAAAGAAGAUGAAACAAUUUCGUGAAUUAAAUACUGAAAAUGAACAAGUGGACGAUUCUUAUCAAUCCAUUUGUAUUCCAGCAACUGAUCUCGAUUGGUGUUUGUUACUUGGAUGUAUUCGAGGAAAUAUUGAUAGUGGAGAUCUUGAACUUUUUGAUCGAACUGGAUCACUUGCUUUAAAUCUAGAUGGUGGAACUUUUGAUGUGAGUGAAACAAAUGAGUGUGGAAUGUAUUUCUUUCAUAAUUUUAACCUUAUGGUUGAGGAUUAUAAUUCAAAUCAAGAUAUUCAAGAAGAAGAUCAACUGCCACUGUUUUAUCGUUUAAGCUGUAAAGCAGAUCAAUUCGAGUAUAUUCCUUUACACGAUGAUGAUGUCUUGAAUUCUUUUGCGAAAGAAAAUGCAGCAGUUGAGACUCAAGAAAUUAUUUACCUUGUGACACAUGUAGAUCCUUUAUCGUCUUCUACAUUCAGAUCCUCAGGACUUUUACCUGAGUAUCGUGUACUUCAUGGUCUUGUAUGUCCCGUAGGACAAAUGUUACCUCCAGAUCAAUUUUUAUCAUCGAUAUACAGUGCUGACAUUCUAAUAAAUACUCAAAAUUCGAGUUGGUUUGUUCAGAAAAGUCGUUGGUAUCGAAUGAAAGUCACUUUAGUACGCAAAACUGCGACUACUUCGGAAGAUUGUAGCAUUGAAGAUCGAGUUAUUCAAGUAUCAAAAGAAUUUUCAAAAUGUGCAAUGGAAAGUCAAAGCUUGUGUUUUGAAAAACUAAAGACAUUCAAUCAAAAUAAUGUCAAAAACUUGAUGAAUCAAAAACGACAAUUUUCAAUCUAUCAAGUUGAAAUGGGAACAUCAAUUGUUCCAUUAACAUUUGAAACCAAGUCAAAGAUUUCAAUCUGUGAUCUUCAUACAAUUUGUAAACAAAGAAAGCAAGAUGUCAACAAUGGAAUGUCAAUGAAUUUCUUCAUGCCUUUUAAUGUAAAGCAAACGAUUGUAUACGUGACAAAGUUGGAAUUUCUCGCAUUGAACAUUUUAAUUGAAAGUAUGCAGCAAGUCUCAAAUAUUUCUCAAGUCUUUGAAUUGUUUUUUCAUCCACUUUCUAUCGAGAAUAUUAAGAAAAACGAGACAAAGCAACUCAAUGAAAAGCUUCACAAACUUCAUCUCAUCUCAAUCAUUGGAAUUAUCAUUAAAAAACGGUACAGUUGGCAAUUUUAUCAUCGUUCAAAUCGUGAAAAACGUUUUCGAGAUGGUUCAUUUCAUCAUUCAAAUCAUUCAAAACGAUAUCUUCAAUGCAUCGUAACUUUACGUGAUCUCAAACAUCUUGAAACUGUGAAUAUUCGUAUUGAUACAUCACGUUUUCAUGGAUUUGAUACAUUAGAUCGACAUCAAAUCGUUGAAUUCUCUCGUCUUGAAGGAUUUUAUGCACGUUCAAGUUUAAAACUUUCUUUAAAUUGGACUCAUGUUUCUGCAGUACGUCAAGUUAUGACAUUGUCAUCUCAAUUAUCAGAUGCACAAAUUUAUGGUGUCAUGUCCACAUCAUUUUUAAAUGAUCUUUAUUGUGGUACACACAUUGACAACUUAAUUCAUCGUUAUGUUGUUCAUGUUGUACAUAUUAAUUACGUCGUUCUUAAACGAAAAUGUCGCAAAUGUCAUCAAAAGUUGAUAUUUUUGAAAUCUUGUGGAUUGUGGAAACAUUCAGACGUACCAGUUCAAUGGAACACUUUACAAAGUUGUACAUCGAAGUGGUACAAAGUAACUUCUCGUGAAUUUUCAAAUUGUACCUAUAUGGAUACAACUCUACGUUGUAUCAUUGAUGAUGGUUCUGGUCAAGCUGAAUUGUUUCUUGAGAAUGACAUUGCGUGGGAAUUACUUACUUGUACUUUCAAUCAACGUCAGCGUUUUGAAAAGAUUUUAACUCGUGAUCUUGAUGAAUUAAGUUAUUUUUCAGGAAAUAUAUUUCAUGAAGCAAUUGCAACGAAUCGACUGAUGGAAUUUUAUCAAAAAAAGCUUCAAACUUUUGUUUUAAAUGUCAUGUCAUCGCUACAAUCGAUUGUAGUAUUUGCCCAUCAAUUUUAUAAGACAAAUAAUAACGAGGGUACAUCUGUACUAACAUUUGGAAAAGAUAUUCAGGUGACGACAAAAACAAUUCCACUACCAAAACUUGAAGCCAAACGUGUGGAUCAAUUGCACGUUCGUAAUGAAUUACACCAACGACUGUGCAGCUUAAGAUCGCGAGCUCAAGUAUGA
Plasmopara halstedii is the source of this 3972-nucleotide messenger RNA. RefSeq lists its product as uncharacterized. The record is from RefSeq and is a predicted model, not a curated record. Lineage: Eukaryota; Oomycota; Peronosporomycetes; Peronosporales; Peronosporaceae. Bases 1 to 3972 code for a protein of 1323 amino acids. The transcript is spliced from 2 exons.